AUGAGUUAAACAUUAUAGAUUAAACCAAAAUUUUAUGCUGAUUAUAAUAAAAAUCAGCCAAAAGAAUAUUGGGAUUAUGAUAAUUUUGAAAAUGAGUGGAAUGUAAAAUUGCAUAGAUUGUUAGGAUAGUGAUUAAUAUGAAAUUGUAAGGAAAAUUGGAAGAGGCAAAUAUUCUGAUGUAUUUGAAGGUGUUAGAUAUCCAUAACAUUAAAGAGUUGUUAUAAAAGUACUUAAACCAGUCAAAAAAAGAAAAAUAAAAAGAGAAACAAAAAUUCUUUUAUCAUUAAAAGGACAUCCGAAUAUUAUUGAAUUAAGUGAUAUGGUACGUGAUCCAGCAUCAAAAACUCCAUGCUUAGUAUUUGAUUAUAUCGAGCAUGUUGAUUUCAGGAGCAUAUUUCCAAAAUUAACAGAUUAUGAAAUAAGAUUUUAUCUAUAAGAAUUGAUGAAAGCUUUAGAUUUUUGCCAUUCAAGAGGUAUAAUGCAUAGAGAUGUUAAACCUUAAAAUAUAAUUGUAAAUCCAUAAAAGAAAUUAUUAAAAUUACUCGAUUUUGGAUUGGCUGAAUUUUAUCAUAUAGGAUAAGAUUAUAACGUUAGAGUUGCCUCUAGAUAUUUCAAAGGACCAGAAUUAUUAGUAGAUAAUCUGUAUUAUGAUUAUUCUUUAGAUAUAUGGAGUAGUGGAGCUAUGUUUGCAAGCAUGGUAAAUUAUUAUUUAUACUUUUAAGAUAUUUAAAAAAGAACCAUUUUUUUAAGGAAAUGAUAAUUAUGAUCAAUUAGUAGUUAUAGCUAAAGUUUUAGGAACUGAAGAUUUAUUAGCAUAUCUAAAAAAAUAUAGACUUAAAUUAGAUCCAGCUUUUGAUCAUAAAUUAGGAAAGUAAAUUUAAUAAAAUAUUUAUCAAAGUUAUCCAAAAAGAGAUUGGUAAAAAUUUAUUAAUACAGAAAAUAAACAUUUAUGUUCAGAAGAUGCUAUAGAUUUGUUAUCUAAAAUGCUUAUCUAUGAUCACGUAAUAAUAAUUUAUAGCUCUAAUUAUUAGGCUUUAAGAAUUACACCAAAAGAAGCUUUAGAUCAUCCUUAUUUUAUACCAAUUAAAGAUUAAAAAAAAUGAAUGUGGU
Paramecium sonneborni is the source of this 1110-nucleotide messenger RNA. The record is from the annotation of a GenBank genome assembly. Lineage: Eukaryota; Ciliophora; Oligohymenophorea; Peniculida; Parameciidae.